This is a messenger RNA of Falco peregrinus (peregrine falcon), 4697 nucleotides long. RefSeq names its product sprouty RTK signaling antagonist 4 (gene SPRY4). Gene Ontology annotation, cellular component: cytosol; membrane. Gene Ontology annotation, biological process: negative regulation of fibroblast growth factor receptor signaling pathway; multicellular organism development; animal organ development. Lineage: Eukaryota; Metazoa; Chordata; Aves; Falconiformes; Falconidae. The transcript is spliced from 3 exons. The record is from RefSeq and is a predicted model, not a curated record. The coding region runs from base 269 to 1168 and encodes 299 amino acids.
UGCAGCAUCGCGGCCGCCGCUGACAGCGCCGCGCUCGCAGCUCGCUUCCCGCAGCUUAGCCACCGCUGCCAGGAUUCUCCCGGGUCCGGCCCCGGCCCCCCUCGUCCGCCUCGGUUUUAGGAUUAACUCGCCUAUGGAGAGAUGGUCUUAGCUGAGUUAUUUAAAAAAUCCAUCUGUCCAAUACAGCAAAGAAAAAGAGAGAAUUUCUGCAGUACGUUUACGGAUACUUAAGAACAGAUUUUUCACCAGUAAUCAGACUGCUUUAUCAAUGGAGCCCCGGAUUCCCCACAACAUCACCAUUGUCCCCAACUCUGUGAUGGUCCAGCCCUUGCUGGACAGUCGGAUCCCCUAUGGGCGGCUACAGCAUCCGCUCACCAUCCUGCCAAUUGACCAAAUGAAGACAACUCACAUAGAGAAUGAUUACACCGACAACCCCACCGCUUCCCAGCUGGCAGACCAGAAGCGUCCCCAAGGCUCCCAUGAACUUGUCUUGACCAACCAGCACCUGCAGCGCUGUGAGCAGGAUGUCACCCACCCCUGGAUUUCAUUUAGUGGGCGCCCCAGCUCCAUCAGCAGCAGCAGCAGCACAUCUUCAGACCAAAGGCUCUUGGACCACAUGGCCCCAGCACCAGUGGCAGAGCAGUCCUCCCCCCAAGCAGUUCGCAUUCAGCCCAAGGUGAUUAACUGCAAACCCCUGGACCUGAAGGGACCUGUGUCUCAGGAACUGGACAAGCACUUUCUACUGUGCGAAGCCUGUGGGAAAUGCAAGUGUAAGGAGUGCGCGCUGCCCCGGACUCUGCCUUCGUGCUGGGUGUGCAACCAAGAGUGCCUGUGCUCAGCACAGAACCUGGUCAACUACUCCACCUGCAUGUGUCUCGUCAAGGGCAUAUUCUACCACUGCACCAACGAGGACGACGAGGGCACAUGUGCUGACCACCCCUGUUCCUGCUCCCACUCAAACUGCUGUGCCCGCUGGUCUUUCAUGAGUGCCCUCUCCCUGGUGUUCCCUUGCUUGCUCUGCUACCUGCCAGCCACUGGCUGCGUCAAGCUGUCCCAGAGAUGCUACGACCAAGUGAGCCGGCCCGGAUGCAGAUGCAAAAACACAAACAGUGUCAUUUGCAAGGCAUUGCCAGAGAGCAAAGGAAGCAGGCCAGAAAAGCCCUUUUGAUAGUUUGGGAGGAUGCUCCACAGAGUGGGGUGGCGUUGGCUCUUUUUAAUAACCUGUGUUCUGAGGAUAAUAUUAGCCUUUGGCCUUUAGAGAAAGCAGAAGCAACUAUUUCCACAAACUGAAGCACUUUGGGAUAUUCAGGGUUUUGGAACUGGUCACAAUUUAAAUAGAUGGGGCCAAAGGAGGAAUCUUAAUAAUGUAGUGUGAAGGCUGAAAACCUAUCUAUAUUAUGAAGUACAGCUGCUUAAAAACUCCUGGUUUGGACGGAUGGCUGCUCGCCAUGCCUGCACGCCACAAGAACCAUUAACUGCUUGCUUGGCAGGCACGGCCGCACAAGCAAUACCUGUUCCCAGCCGAAAAAAGCUGCAUUGGAUUCAUAUUCAGGGUGGGCCUCUUAUUUUCGCUUUCCUCCCAAACUGAUUUGCUACCAGCAGCCUGUUGAGUGAUGGGCUAACUCCCUCUGCCUUCCUUCCCCACCUGCACACCAUUAGAAGGGCCAGUUGCAUGCAAAGUACCUGUUUCUCAAAAGCUUUCUGUGUCCCUCAAAGAUUUUGAACCAGAAGUAAAGACACAGUUCGUAUAUUUAAGGGUCUUUUAACAUCUAGGCAUACUGCUUUCUUUGAACCCACCUGGCCAUGUUGAUUUGGACUGUCUGUUUAAAGCAAGAUGGUAGCAGGGUUGCUCCCUCCCCAGGAAGAAUAGCAGCAGGAUGUGUUCAGGCAGUUGUAUCAACAUUAUGUCUUUCUGUCUGUAAGCUGACCCUUAGCAUCAGGUUUCACUCAAAGGAAUAUUAAUUUUGCAUCAACAGUACAAACCCACUCCAGAAGGAUGUUGGUCGAAUCCCCUUUCCCCAACACGUAUGCUUGCUCGUCCAGCGCUGGGGCAAAGGGAAUCUUAACUCAUGCCAUAAAGUGAAGAUGUUCAGCAUUUGUUUCUCUAAACCUCUUAAGCUCUGUUAAGAAGUCACAAAAAAACUAAGUGUAUGAUACACAUAGGUGUAUUUUUAUAGGGAUAUGAAUCCAGUACCUCCUCUCCUGGAACAAGCUCUUCUUUGCUCAUUGAAUAUUAAGAUUUAAAUUUUUUUUUAUCUUGGGGAUGAAUGGGUUUUGCUUGAAGUCCAGCCUGUUCCCCCAUCUCUAUUGCUGCUGUUUGACUUUUGCCUCCUCUGUAGUAAAAUGUGUCUUUUAAAAUGUCGAGAAUGCUUUUAAUGUUUUAGUGUUAACAAACACUACGGAAAGCCAGGGGAGGGAAAAAAGAAUGUGCCUACGGUUUUCAGUAAGCAAGUAUUAUCAGCUUUGUCUGUGCACUCAUCCUAGGGCAGGUUCUGCAUUCCCUGAAGAUGCAGUAACCCCUUUAUCUUGACAACUGCAAGGUGCUACAUAAAAAAAUUUGUCCAAACAUGCAACACUGUAAUAUGUAGGUAGGUACUUGUUGCAUGCAUAAAACUGAUCUAGUCUUUCUUUCCUUUUUUUUUUUCUUUUUUUUUUUUAAUUAAAGGAAAUUUCCUCAGUAAAUGAACAGCAGUGACAGUGAAAUGUCAUCUCUAAUUAGAUAAGCAAUAGGCAGAGCUCAUGUAGCAUUUCCAGGAAUCCCAACUGCUUGGUACAGUUGCUGCGUAGAGGUUGGCAGGAGCAUACUGGUGGGACUUCUGGUGUCUUCUGUUUUCAGAAUUCAUUUAACCUGGAUGACUUGGGGUUUAGUUAAGCUUAAUUGUAGGUAUCUAUUGAAUGGGAAAUUAAAAAACAAACAAGCCCAACAAACUUUCUAUAUUUAUAACAUUUGCUAGCUUGUAUAUGAUUAGUUAUAGAAAAAGGGUUACUACGUCUGUCACCAGAUACCGGUUCCUGUAGUUUAUCCUUGUGUUGACCGUAUGGAGACACCAGAAAGAAGGAAGCAGGUGGGGAUCCACAGAUGUAUUUAUUAUCUUGCACAAAUUGGAGGGGAAAAGAUAAAAGGAAAACCAGCCCUAAACUAGCUGAACUGUUGGUUGAAUGUAUAAGGUAUUGUAUUUAACAAGAGAAAUUUUUUUCCUAAGAUGCAAACAGGCUAGGAAAUGCAGCAGGAGAGGUAUUAACCUGCUGCCCUCCUCUGUUGUGGGACCAUACAUGUACAAAUGGCCUCCACCUAUGGUUGUUUUCCCUUUUUGACUGGCUGUUUCUGGGGGAUCUGUGCUGAAAAUCUGCAAUAGCAAAGCCCAUGGCUUAGGCGCAUGGUCCUUGCAAGCAAAUAUAACGCUGGAGUGGUCGCCACGGUGCCAAUCUACACUCAUGUACAUGCACCCAAGCAAUCCUGUAUGGAUUUACUUUCAUUGUACAUAGCUGUAAACUAUUUCUCUGUUGGUUUCUUUUAAUAUGUAAGUCCUGCUUUGGUAUAAGGCAAUCCCAUGCUGGAAGAUUGUAAAGCAUUAGUGGAUGUGUUAGAGCAGUGGUAAAUGUAGCAGAGCAACCCUCCCGCUUCAGCCUCCCAGCACAGCGACUGGACUCUGCUCCAUCAGCUCCUGGCCCAAUACAUGGCAAGAAAGCACCAAGCUCUUUGCAGAGUGCUCAGGACGCUUCGGGGUCAGCUGAAGCAGAGCCUCUGUGCUGCACCACAGGGCUGGCAGAGGGUACAUCUCCAGUCAGUAAUGUCUUUAUUCCCCUCUCUUCCCUCAUCCUAAUGCCUCCGUUCCCCCAUCCCCUUGUAAGGUACUUGGGUCUCCUGCCACCCCUGAGAUGUACCAUGGGCAUGGUGCGAUGUAACUUCAGCCACAGCGAGGGCAUGGAGAUGGCAGCUCUGACUGUCUUCCCUGCAGGUUGGGUCCGCCCUUGCAAACUGAGGAACUGUUGCUAAUUAGCACAAACCUUGGGUGUGAUGUUUGCUCUCUGGCCAUGUCAGUGCAGUGGGGUGGGACCACAAAGGAGAGGUGAGGGCAGGUUCCCCAGGACAGAUGGUGUGCCUCCACAGCACGGCUCUGGAGGAGGAUAGCAGGGCUCUUAAGCAUCACCGCCCUGAACUGCUAAUUGCUGUGGCAGGUUCAUUGCUGGGGGUUUGUCAUCUGCCCACACACAGAAGCAAAGGCCCAGAAAGCAAGAAGGGGUGACUUUACGGCACGCUGGCAAUGCCACACUAUGUCCCAAGCUGGAGCUCACCAUCAGCAGAGUGGCUUCAACAGACAAAUAAACCAUCCCCGUGCCCUCUGUCUCAGUGCCUGCUGAGUACAAGGAGUUGCUACUAAAACCGCACUGUUGCUCCCCAAGCACUGGCUUUCCCACCUGGAUGAGCCCUCGCCCUUUCGCAGCACUGCGUAUUCCCCCUCCCACCCUGGACAUGCUGAUAGUUUCCCCCCUUCUCCCGUUACCACCCCACCCCAUAAACACCCUGAAAGGUUACCACAGAAGGUUUUCUUUGUAUAGAAUAUUUAUUUUGAAGCUCUAUUUUAAUAGUAUUUAUUUUAGAAAGUCUACUAUUGUAAGAGUUCUUCUGUUUGUGAAGAAAAACAAGUACUGAUGAAUGUACUGAUCUAGAAAUUAUAUAUAUAUAAAAAAUAUAU